Messenger RNA from Brassica napus (rape), 1689 nucleotides. RefSeq names its product methylthioalkylmalate synthase 1, chloroplastic-like. NCBI's taxonomy places the organism in Eukaryota, Viridiplantae, Streptophyta, Magnoliopsida, Brassicales, Brassicaceae. The record is from RefSeq and is a predicted model, not a curated record. Gene Ontology annotation, molecular function: 2-isopropylmalate synthase activity. Gene Ontology annotation, biological process: L-leucine biosynthetic process. Gene Ontology annotation, cellular component: chloroplast. Bases 50 to 1543 code for a protein of 497 amino acids. The transcript is spliced from 10 exons.
UUGCAAUAUCCAUUAGUAUCAAUAAAAUUGUUAUCUGACACAUUCCGGCAUGAUCUCCAUCUCCCCCACUGCUUCCACCAUGGUCGUCCAGUCAGUUCUACACUUUGCAUCUUCCUUCCCUUCUCUCGGUCUAAACCGUCCAUACAAAAGGCCGUCCUUGUCCACCUCGUGUUGCUCCUCUUUGUCCAAUAAGGCUGGGACUGGUGCUACUGAUUUCAAACCCAUCGUGGAAAGGUGGCCGGAGUAUAUACCGAACAAGCUCCCCGACAAGAACUAUGUGCGUGUAUUGGAUACGACGCUCCGUGACGGGGAACAAUCCCCUGGUGCAGCACUUACUCCACCGCAGAAGCUAGAGAUUGCCCGGCAGCUUGCCAAACUCCGAGUAGACAUCAUGGAAGUUGGUUUCCCUGCGUCAUCAGAGGAAGAGUUCGAAACCAUCAAGACCAUUGCCAAGACUGUAGGGAAUGAGGUGGAUGAAGAAACAGGUUAUGUUCCAGUUAUAUGCGGCCUCGCACGAUGCAACCAUAGAGACAUCGAGGCGGUUUGGGAAGCAGUGAAGUACGCCAAGAGGCAGACAAUAAUCAUAUUCAUAUCUACUAGUGACAUUCACAUGAAAUUUAAGUUGAAAAAGACUAAAGAAGAAGUCAUUCAGAUGGCAGUGAGUAGUGUUAGCUAUGCGAAGAGCUUAGGCUUCAACGACAUCAUAUUUGGUUGCGAAGAUGCCUGCAGGUCGGAGAAAGAGUUUCUGUGCAAGAUUUUAGGAGAAGCGAUUAAAGUGGGUGCAACCACUGUCAACAUCGGGGACACGGUAGGGAUCAACAUGCCGCAAGAAACUUGGGAACUUGUGAGCUACCUCAAAGCCAACACUCCAGGAAUCGAUGAUGUUGUCUUAAGCGUUCAUUGUCACAACGACCUUGGUGUUGCUACCGCUAAUGCAAUCGCCGGUAUAUGUGCGGGAGCAAGACAAGUUGACGUAACGGUCAACGGAAUAGGUGAGAGAAGUGGGAAUGCAGCACUAGAAGAGGUCGUAAUGGCUUUGAAAUGUCGAGGGUCAUACGUGAUGGAUGGUGUUUACACAAGAAUAGACACACGCCAAAUUAUGGCUACUAGCAACAUGGUUCAAGAAUAUACUGGGCUGCGUGUUCAAGCGCAUAAGCCUAUAGUUGGAGCGAACUGUUUUGUUCACGAGAGCGACCUUCAUCAGGAUGUAAUCUUGAAAAGUCGGAGAACAUAUGAGAUCUUAUCUCCAGAAGAUGUUGGGGUUGUAAAAACUGAAAAUUCUGGCAUUGCUCGUGGCAAGCUUAGUGGACGUCAUGCUGUGAAAGAUUUGGGAUUUGAAAUUGGUGGUUAUAAUUUGAACGAAGUUUUCUCACGGUGCAAAGAUUUAUCCAAGCAGAAAAAAAUCACGGAUGCUGAUCUGAAGGCAUUGGUAACGUGCGGUGAAUCUGGUGAUGAAAUCUCUUCCGACAAAUUAAACGGCUCUAACGGUAAAAUAAACCUUUGGGGAUAUCUACCAGUCCUAAAGGUUUCCUCUAUGGUAUAAAUGUAUGAACACAACGAAAUAAAAUAAAUAAAUAAUAAAUGUAUGAUCAUUUUUAUAAGUUUGCAUGUAAUAUCAAAGUUCCAUUUGGUGAUAUUCUGUUGUUGUAAUGAAUAAAAACAAUAAUAAGAUGAACAUUUUUUGUUGAA